Nyctereutes procyonoides (raccoon dog) is the source of this 7846-nucleotide messenger RNA. RefSeq names its product cilia and flagella associated protein 126 (gene CFAP126). NCBI's taxonomy places the organism in Eukaryota, Metazoa, Chordata, Mammalia, Carnivora, Canidae. The record is from RefSeq and is a predicted model, not a curated record. Bases 5434 to 6303 code for a protein of 289 amino acids. Gene Ontology annotation, cellular component: ciliary basal body. Gene Ontology annotation, biological process: cilium organization. The transcript is spliced from 3 exons.
UUACGAUAGUCACAGAGAGACAGAGAGAGAGAGAGGCAGAGACACAGGCAGAUGGAGAAGCAGGCUCCAUGCACCGGGAGCUCGACGUGGGAUUCGAUCCUGGGUCUCCAGGAUCGCGCCCUGGGCCAAAGGCAGGCGCUAAACCCCUGCGCCACCCAGGGAUCCCAACAAACAAAAAAUUAAAUGACAGAUACACUGGCAGGAAAUAUUUGCAACAUGUUUGACAAAAGUACUAAUUUCCUGAAUAUACAAAGAGGUCAAUGAACAGAUUAACAGAAACAAUCAACAGCCCAAAAGCAAAUAGCAAUAGACAGAGAAGGUUAUUUUUAGGGGAAAAAAAAAAAAGAAAUAAAAAAGCUCAUAAACAUAUGCAAAAUAAUAAAAAAAAAAACCCAGAACUUAGGAAAUGCAAGUUUAUUUUAUUUUUAUUUUUUUAAAGAUUUUAUUUAUUUAUUCAUGAGAGAGAGAGAGAGAGAGAGAAAGACAGAGGCAGAGGCAGAGGGAGAAGCAGGCUCCAUGCAGGGAGCCUGAUGUGGGACUCGAUCCCAGGACUCCAGGUCAUGCCCUGAGCCAAAGGCAGAUGCUCAACCACUGAGCCACCCAGGCAUCCCCAAGAAAUGCAAGUUUAAAACAAUGCUACACCAUAUUUUACCCCCAACAUAACAGACAAUAUAGUGUAAUGCUUAAAACCGAAGGCUCUAGAGUCAGAAUACUUAGGAUUAAAUCCUCACUCUACUCCUGUGUAUGUCCUAGUUUCCUUGCCUAGAGUGGUCAUGAGAGCCAAAUGAGAAAAUGUAAUAAAAACCAAUUAGAACCGUGGCUGGCAUAUAGUAACUAUGUUCAUUCUUAUUAUCAGAUUGACAGAAAUAGUAAAAACAGGAGUAGUGGUGGAAACAGAAUAGAGGACCAGGCCGUCUCAUAUACUGUCAUACAGCCUGGCACAGUGUCUUUGACAACUUGACACUGUCUACUUGCAUUCUAAAUUCCCUUUUAGAAAUGUAUCCUAUCGAUCACAUAUGUUCAUAAAAUUAUAUACAUAUCAGGCAGCCUGGGGUAGCUCAGCAGCUUAGUGCCGCCUUUAGCCCAGGGCGUGAUCCUGGGAAUCCGGGAUUGAGUUCCAUGUUGGGCUCCCUGUAUGGAGUCUGCUUCUCCCUCUGCCUGUGCUCUGCCUCUUUCUGUCUUUCAUGAAUAAAUCAAUAAAAUCUUUAAAAAAAUUAUAUAUAUAUAUAUAUCUAUUCAUAAAGAUAUACAUGCAUAUAUAUAGUUUUUCACUGCAAGAAUGUCUGUAACAGAGGUGCCUGGGUGGCUCAGUCCAUUAAGUGUCCUACUCAAUUUUGGCUUAGGUCAUGAUCUCAGUUUCAGGAGAUCAAGCCCAGUGAUCUGCCCACUCAGCAGAAUCUGUCUCCCCUCUCUCUUGUUCUGCCUUCCCCCGCCACAGCUCAUGCACACACUCUCUUUCAGAUAAAUAAUCUUAAAAAUAGAGAAUGUCUAUAACAGCAAAAGACUGGAGAUACCCUAAAUGGCCAUCCAAAUGGCCAUUAUUUAUAAUGCAAAUAAAUACACGAUGGUGCAUCCUAAAAUGGAAAUGGAAUAAUAUACUACCAUGAAAAAAAAUUCCCCAAGACAGUCAAAAAAGCAGUCAUAAAACAAUGUGGAUAUCUUGCCAGUGUUAGUGUUAGAAUGCAUGGAAUACUUCUGGAAGGCUACACAAGAACAUAGUAAAAGUAGUUACUAUAGGAACAGCAAUUAGCAAUCGCCCCUGAGGGGCAAGACUGGGAGCUGAAGUCAGAAAUUUGCUUUUCAUUAACCAUCCUCCCAUAAAACUGCAACUAUCCCUUCCCCACCACAUGUACGUUAUUUUUUCCACUAAACAAAAAACUAGGUGAUUUUAUUUAUUUAUUUGUUUGUUUAUUUAUUUAUGAUAGUCACAGAGAGAGAGAGAGAGAGAGAGAGAGAGAGAGGCAGAGACACAGGCAGAGGGAGAAGCAGGCUCCAUGCACCGGGAGCCCAAUGUGGGAUUCGAUCCCGGGUCUCCAGGAUCGCGCCCUGGGUCAAAGGCAGGCGCCAAACCGCUGCGCCACCCAGGGAUCCCCUUAUUUAUUUAUUUAUUUAUUUAUUUUAUUUUUAAUUUUUUUAAUUUUUAUUUAUGAUAGUCACAGAGAGAGAGAGAGAGAAAGAGAGAGAGAGAGAGAGAGAGGCAGAGACACAGGCAGAGGAAGAAGCAGGCUCCAUGGACCGGGAGCCUGACGUGGGAUUCGAUCCUGGGUCUCCAGGAUCGCGCCCUGGGCCAAAGGCAGGCGCCAAACCACUGCGCCACCCAGGGAUCCCGCCCCCUUUUUUUAAAAUUUUUUUAAUUUUUAUUUAUUUAUGAUAGUCACAGAGAGAGAGAGAGAGAGAGAGAGAGAGAAAGAGAGAGAGAGAGGCAGAGACACAGGCAGAAGGAGAAGCAGGCUCCAUGCAGGGACCCUGAUGUGGGACUCGAUCCUGGGACUCCAGGACCACACCCUGGGCCAAAGGCAGGCACCAAACGCUGAGCCACCAAGGGAUCCCAAAACUAGGUGAUUUUAAAAAAUAAGAAUGCAGUCACCAGGUAAUAUUACAACUCUAUCAGAAAAGCACACCAGCUGAUGACAGAAGUUCCAAGAGAAAAGCUGGUUGCUUGACUAUCCCUGUAGCUUUGAGGACCACAAUGAAUACCCUAGAGCAGAGUCCUCGGGUCUGCAGGUUAUCACUGUAGAGUGCCGAGAACCACAGGGAGGAAGCACACAAGUCCUGUUUCCAGAUCUCACAUCUGUUAUCCUGAUGUUAACUGCCAGGGCCUCCAGAACAAGCGUAUGCAGGUGUAUGGAGUGUCUGAGCGCUGAAGUGUAGGAGUGUUCUUAUACUUGGUGUUCGUUGGGAUGAUGACUUUGAGGGGAAAGGAAGGUAGAGGGACUGACUAUCCCUUGUGACGGUCUCUUGGUUCUCAAUUAUUUCUUUGAACAACUUGUUUUUUCCUUUCACCUUAACAUCUCAUGUAUAAAUAGAUUUGCAACUCAUAAAGUAGUUUCACUUUCUCAUUAAUUCUGACAAUCCAGGAUAUGGAUACGAUAAUGCCAUUUUAGAGGAGUCUUGGAGGGGUGGCCCAGUCCCAUGAAUACUAGGUUUGUGUCCUGGCACCACCACUUGACUCUCCAAAUCAGGUGCUUUCCAUACCAUGGUUUCUCCAUCUCUGCCCAAUCUCUCGCCACUAGAUCCUACUACUACCUCAUCCUUGCCAAUACCAAAGUAGUGAAGCCUAUAAAUUCAGUCUCACUAUACUGAGUACCCACUACGCAAUGGUACCGACUAGACAGCUCACAUUUUAUCUCCUUUACCCUGUAAAGACAGGCUCUAUUAUCUUCACAAUCUAAAUGUGUCCACAGAAGUUAGAAGGGGAGCCGAUUGUUUAAUGUCACACAGCUCCUAUGUUACUAUGCCGAGUGAGGACUCAAGCCCCAGCGCCUGGCUCUAAAGCCCGCUAUACGUGAAAGCACACUGCCCCAGAAACAGCUCUUAGUGUUCCACGGUUUGUUGAGAUGGUUAAAGACCACAGUCAAAGACAAUCUGUAAGUUCCCAAGUAGGGUAAGUUAUACUAUUAAAGACAAGUCUGCUCUUCAGAUAAUUUUCUCCUGUUGAUUUACUUUGUCUUUCACAUCUCUGAAACGAAAUCAAACCUAAAUUUCAAGGGAAAGGUUGGGGCAGUGCCAUCCAGGAAAGUGAGACAAGUAAAGGGCCCGGCAGUCCUGGAAGGCCCGCCUUCUGCGGUUGCCAGGCAACAGAGGAAAACAGCAAAAAGUGGCAGGAUCAUGGCCACGAACUACAGUGCCAACCAGGUAAGUCCUUUUUCCAUCUCUAACGUUCAGUUUUGCCUUUCAGAUUUUACCUUUGGACUGACCUUCCCAGAAGAUUCUGAUUAUUGAAUGAAUAGCUGAAAGUGGGGUGAGAUAGUAUUUUUCACGUCCUUAGCUCCUCAGGGUAGAGAGGGCCCACGGACAAAUGAAAGGUAUCUCACGGUUAAGUCUGUAGGAUGGAAACGAGAGGCCAGCAGAGUUUUUUCCGUAAAGGGCCAAAGGAUAAGUAUUUUAUUUUUAGGGUCAAGUGACAAAAUUAGAGAUGUAGGUACAGCAAGAGAAAAUAUUUUUCCAUAAAAUUUUUGACAAAAUUCAAAAUAUCAUAACUGUGGGCAGCCCUGGUGGCGCAGCGGUUUGGUGCCGCCUGCAGCCCAGGGCGUGAUCCUGGAGACCCGGGAUCGAGUCCCACAUCGGGCUCCCUGCAUGGAGCCUGCUUCUCCCUCUGCCUGUGUCUCUGCCUCUCUCUCUCUGUGUCUAUGAAUAAAUAAAAUCUUAAAAAAAAACAAAAUAUCAUAACUGUAAUUUUUUAUAAUACUAAUGAAAAAAAAAGAAUUCUUUUGGGAUGAGAAAACACUUCACUUUAUUGGGAUACAAAGCUACUCUUUCGGGCAGCCCUGGUGGCACAGUGGUUUAGUGCUGCCUGCAGCCCAGGGCGCGAUCCUGGAGACCCCGGAUCGAGUCCGUCAGGCUCUCUGUAUGAUGCCUGCUUCUCUCUCUGCCUCUCUCUCUCUCUGUCUCUAUGAAUAAAUAAAUAAAAUCUUAAAAAAAAAACCAAACAAACCCAAAGCUCAAAUCAGUUGCAAAUAUUCAUCUAUAAAAAACAUUUUUUGCUUUCUCAGGUCAUCCCAAGACAGACAGGAGGAUGGAUGUGGCCCAUGGGCCACAGUCUGCAGACCCGUAGUCUAGACCAGGGCUGCCCAACAAAAAGAUAAUGAGAGUCACAAAUGUAAUUUAAAAUUUUCUAGUAGCUACAUGAAAAAAAAAUUAAUUUUAUUUAUUUUUAUUUUUAUUUUUUUAAAAAACACCAGUGAGCAGCUGCUUUGGUCCCCAGUGCAUUUCCUUUUUUUUUUUUUAAUUUUUAUUUAUUUAUGAUAGUCACACAGAGAGAGAGAGAGAGGCAGAGACACAGGGAGAGGGAGAAGCAGGCUCCAUGCACCGGGAGCCCGACGUGGGAUUCGAUCCCGGGUCUCCAGGAUUGCGCCCUGGGCCAAAGGCAGGUGCCAAACCGCUGCACCACCCAGGGAUCCCCAAAAUUAAUUUUAAUAAUAUAUUUAACCCAAUAACUCUAAAAUAUUACUUCAAUGAUUAAUCAAUAUUUAAAAAGUUAUAAUGUUUACAUUUUUUUUGUACUAACUCUCCAAAAUUACAAAGCACCUCCAUUGGGACUAGUCACAUUUCAAAUGUCCAACAGCCACACGUGACUAGUGGUGCCAUGUUGAACAGCAUACAUUUAGGCCAAAAAAUUAUAUCCCUUCAAUAGUGAGUUAAAGUCUAGCUUGGCUCUAUAGGCCAUUUGGUCCUCAACUCUAAAGAACUGUGCCUCGUCAUCAUUUCUUGGGUAUGAGGCCUUUGAGCGUCACAUCUUUCUCUCCACAGUAUGAAAAAGCUUUCUCACCCAAGUAUCUGCAGAACUGGUCUCCGGCCAAGCCAACAAAAGAGGUAUUGCAUGUGCUCCUGCGGAGCCAGUAUCUGAUUCUUCCCACCGUAUCUGUAACUCACUGGCACCUAAUUUCUUUAGCCUCCUCUAAAUUCCCAUAUCCUCCUCUCCCUCAGCCCUUAGCUCAAAUCCCUUGGAUACCUAUUCUCUCCUUUCUAUUCCAUUUUUCACAAGCACUUCUCUCCUUACCUCCUCCUCAGAGAAUUUCUUCCCAAGAAGGCUACACUCAGAUUAUCGCCAAUGAUCGUGGUCAUCUGUUGCCUUCAGUGCCCCGGUCCAAGGAGAGUCCCUGGGGAUCUUUCAUGGGCACCUGGCAAAUGCCUCUGAAGGUACCCCCUGCUCGGGUGACCUUGACCUCCCGUUCAGUUGCUGGUGCUGCCUCCCUCACCAAAUGGAUACAGAAAAAUCCAGAUUUGCUCAAGGCCUCCAAUGGGCUGCGUCCUGAAAUCUUCGGCAAGCCUCAUGAUCCAGACGGUCAGAGGAAACUUGGGAAGUCUCUCACAAAGAUGGUACAACAAGCACCAAGUCCAAUCAUAAUUCCAAGCUCUCCAGCUGCAAACCUCAACCCCCCAGACCAACCCCAAAGCUCACACCCCUCUGCAGGUCACACUCCAGGUCCCCAAAGCCCAGUUAGCUCUCUUAAGACCCCACCUGGAUGCCCGUGUACGCCAGAACACUGGGCAAACCCUAGUUCAGCUGAGGUCCAGAGAUGCAAACCUGGAGCUCCAGAAGCACCGCAGGACCACACUGAGAAAAAGCUGUCUAGAGACUGAGUGAAGUCGGCCAGACCUCCCCGUGAGGAAUGUAGAACAAGGAAAGUAUAGGGUGGGAAUAAAGGCAAACUUGGAAAAUAAACAUCAUUUGUUGCAUCUAUUACUGAUUGGAAUGUUCUCCUCCUGUUACGGCUGCCUCUUACAACCCAUGACUAGGAGGUGGGUUGGGUUAAAUAAAGUAGGAAAAAGAUCAUGAUGGGGGCUCGAGGUGGAACAUGUUUUUACAAGGACUGAGUCAGUUUUGCUCCAAAAGUGACCAAGACUAAAACUAUAGCAAAAGAAACCUCCCAAAGAACCAGUUUCUUACCCUCAACCCCUCAUUUUUCAUCCUGAGCAUGCACAACUACAACUUCCAAGUCAGAAAUACAAUUGCUUAUUAGAGUAUGCAUGUCUGGAAAAGAUGCGGGAAGAAGAGGUAUGGAAAGCCAGCACAGAAGACACUACCCUCAUCUCUGACUUCACAGCUGAUGACAGAACAGAGGGCAGACCAACUAGAGAGUUAUGAAAGUAAAACUCAAGCAAAAGUACCUAUGUACGUAGUUUGAAAACUGAAGAUACAGAAGGGAUUAGAAGAAAACCAGAGAGAGAUGGUAAGUAGUUAUUCAGGGCAGAAUAACAACUAUGAGGACCACUCUACCCCAACCCCAAUCACCCAAAUGGUAAGAAGCCGCCAAAAAGGUAAGAAGUUCCCCAACCACUUCCCAGCUUCCAACAUCUGCUUAUCAUUCUCCUAUUCUGUGUCUUCCUCACGCUGGCUGUUCAACUGCAUGCCCUUGCCAAGCCUUUCCCAGCUCCAAUGCCAAAGUGUUCCCUUGCGACACUUGUCCCCUACUCCAAGGAGAGGCACAGAGGACUUAGGGUUUAAGCUGGAAGAAGGCUACAAAGGCUUCCCAGGGCUAGUCUAGCAGAAAGGGAGAAGUGAUCAUCAUGUAAAGCCAAAGACCACUUGGGGGCCACUUGGAGGAAGACGGCUGAGGUAGCAGGUCCCCACGGCCUUAGCUCUCAGGAGGUCUUCUUGUCCAACUGCCACUAAUUACAGUCAUCAUUCCUCCUCUCUAACCCACAGCUCUAACCGGUUUCCCAACAACUCCAGACAAGAUCGAUCUGUUACCCUUGAGAUUCCAAAGACUAUCAAAGCAGCACUCCUGCCAAGGUAGUUAGGGAUUUAAGAGGCUGGCCCACAGGGGUUUUAAAAGCAGCAAGUUUCUCCAUCAAAUUACAGAUUUUUGCCAGGUCUUCAACAAUCCCUCCUCUCUUAUCUCGGCUCUCCUUUCUCUCCCAGUCUAUAUACUUAGCUUAUCAUCCCUCAGCUGCUACCUCCACUGGUCCUCUGGCUCCCUUACUGGAUCAUCAUUUGCUGAACUCCACCCUGAGGUCUAUGAGCAGUUCUCACUGGGAUUCAGGACCCUGUGAUAAUGCAAAGCUUUCCACAUGCUUAACCUCCUUUCUCUUGCUCCUUCCUUCUCUGAGGCUUCUGCACGAUAUUCAGUCUCUGGUUACUUGCAUUUGAUUCCCUAAAAAUUGUUCCAGUGGUCAGCUGCAG